This is a messenger RNA of Leishmania mexicana MHOM/GT/2001/U1103, 1539 nucleotides long. RefSeq lists its product as hypothetical. Gene Ontology annotation, cellular component: nucleus. The coding region runs from base 1 to 1539 and encodes 512 amino acids. The transcript has a single exon. Lineage: Eukaryota; Euglenozoa; Kinetoplastea; Trypanosomatida; Trypanosomatidae. The record is from RefSeq and is a predicted model, not a curated record.
AUGUGCACGCUAAGAAAGCCUUUUACCUGGUGUCACUCAAGCCUUCUCUUCCCCCCAACACUUUCGGCAGCUGUCAUCCAACACGAAAAGUGUCCCACGGCAAUGCCUGUCAUCGGCUACAACUGCGAUAGCGGCGCUGUGGUGGAAGUUGUAAACCCUGGAACUGAGGCGCUUGGUUUUGCAGGGAAAACUGUCAUCCCUGGCGGCGUCGUCUCGGCAGCUUCCGCAGGCGAUGGGGUUCUUUACUACCUCCCAAUGCCGUCACCCUCGAUGCUGCAUCGGCGCAACUUGGAGAGCGGGGCGGAUGAGACCGUCGAGACUUUAGCUCGCGCGCACACGCAGGUUUUCUUCCACCGCAACAAGGUCAUGUGCGUUUCCGCCGGGAGCAACGAGGUAUCCGUGUAUGACCCGCUCUGCAGUGUGACUGAGAUUAUCUCUCUUCCGUACCGUCUCCUUCGCGCCGAGCCGGCCGACCACGGCUUCGUCUUUCUCAGCGAUUGCAACAAGGUGUUCGGCUACGAUUUCAACAAGGGCCUGACAGAGGUGAUGAACGGGGGUAGCAUAACGAGUUUUCUGGGCCACUACAAGCAGUUCGCUGUUGCGCUGCUUCACGACGGCGACGAGCGCGUGGUGGGCGUCACUGAGGCUGGCAGCAUGGUGGAGCUGGACGCGGUGUUGCCAGUUGUGCCGUUCACGUCGUUGGAUGAUGUGGUUCUCCACACAAACGACAAAGAAGUGGUGUCGUCGAAGGGUGGAAGCGCGGCUUCUCCUGUCGGGGAAGUCCACCUUUCGAGCUCGCAGCCAACUGAUAGCGAAGUCCUGUGCACCAUUUGCUUGUGCGAGCUCGAUGGUGACGACGGUAUGACCUUGGACUGCGGGCAUUACUUUCACAAAGAGUGCAUUGAGCAGUGGGUGGGCAACUGGAUGGACUUCGCGGCGAAGGGUGAACACGUGAAAUUCACCCGCGCUGUUUGCCCUGGCGGGUGCAAGCACUUGGUUCGCCACCCUCUGCUGACACAAUCGAAGCAGAUCAGCGAGUUGUACACGGAGGUGACUGCGAAAAAGGCGGAGCAGCUAAGGCACUUUGAUGCGACAAAGGCCGAGCACAAAUUCCUUUUCUAUCUCUGUGGCAGGUGCGGGGGCGUAUUCUACGGCGGCGAUGAGGUGUGCUCACGGAUGCAGGGGCGCGAACCGUCGUCUUCCCCGCAAGAACUGGUCUGUGAUACUUGUCUAGCAAAGGGCCACAGAACCUGUGACACUCUGACGGCCGUCUUCAAGUGCCGCUACUGCUGCAAUCCCGCCACACAGCGAUCGUUCGGUACUCGUUUCGCGUGCGAUCGGUGCAUCGCGCGGUGGGACAACGCGGAGCCCGCGUUCAUUCCGUGCCCGGGAGCCGACAGCUGCCCGUUUGACGGAAAUCACCCGGAGCCCGCCUGCGACAUUGCGGCCUGUCUUACGUGCCUCGAUCCAGAAAUGGUGAGCCAUAUUUUUGAUCGAGUGGUGGGAACGGCUGACGGUGCAGGUGGUAGCGCCGAUUAG